Molecule: messenger RNA, 3010 nt
Organism: Colletotrichum phormii
Lineage: Eukaryota; Fungi; Ascomycota; Sordariomycetes; Glomerellales; Glomerellaceae
Exons: 3
Coding region: 395-3010 (871 amino acids)
Source: RefSeq, a predicted model, not a curated record
UAGUGGCAACUCCGGUCACUGUCUGUACUCCCUACUUUCCUUUCCUUUGAGCCUCGACCUCGGAGCUUUACGAUCACCAAAAAGACCCCUAGGUGAGCCGACGUAAUCGACAUUGACGCGCUCCUUCCCGCAAUAGGGGUUUCCUCUUAAGUAUAUGGGCAUCCACGCAUUUCACCCCACCUUGCAUCUUGCAAACAAAAGACCUUACCUUGCCUGACCUCACCUGCCUGCCACCUGCGUACACGCAAACACGUUUUUGCUACCGACCUACGCGCACCCCCCGCAACGUGCCUUACUUGUCGAGUAUGCGGCCUGGACAUGAUCUCACGUUGAAAGGAGACGACAAACACAGACCGACCUUCGAUUGAGAGUCCAUACUUCUCCCUUCAAAACCAUGUCGUCGUCGUCAUUUUUUAGGCGUUCAGACGACAUCGGUCGUUACAGUGGCUACGACUACAGCGAUCGCAGAGGUGGCGAAAGAGACCGCCCAAGUGGUCGCGACUCUCGAUAUAACCGUCGCUCACGAUCACCAUCCCGUCCGCGAUCUCGGUCUCGGUCACGAUCUAUAUCACUAUCCCGUUCUUCACCAUCCCGCUCAAGUUCGCCAGACAGGCGGAUCAGAGAGAGAAAAAGAGGCAGGGACAGGGACAGAGACAGGAUGAAGGAUCUUGAUCGUGACCAGUCGAGAACACAAACGGACUUGUCCAAGCUGGUGCCGCCAAGCGGACCACGACUUGCCAUCCCUCCUCGUGGACCGCCGACAAGAACGUUUUCUUCGCCAGUCCACAGCAAGUCGGGUAUAUCAAUAGACACCCGUCUCGACCGCGGGUCGGAGCAAUCACCAUGGAAACCCCCAGCGCUUUCGACGACACCAGCAUCUUCGGCACCACCGACCCCUCGAUUCGCAAACGGUACGACAUCAACGAUCAAGAUCACCGCAUCUCUACGACAACUCACUCAGCGAAGUAACGAACAAGGUGCAAUUCGGUUGCGGAAAGAUGUAGUUGAGGCGCGUGCAAAAGCUCGGGAGAAAGAGCAUGCCCAAUCGCACCCUAAAUAUGCCGAAUUUCCCUCCUUGAGAGACUACCAUCGGAAGCUUGAGAAGAAGGAUACCGAUGACCUAGGUAAUUUGGGGAAGGAGAUGAAGGAUGCGGACCAACAGUGGCAGGCUUCGGCAGAAGCUUUUGCUGCUACUCUGCUCCAAGCUUUUACCGAGCUGCAGCAGAAAGACAAAGAUCGCCGCUCGAUUGCUCCUAGCCCUGCGGACGGACUCGAGACACGGCUCAAUUCACGCCUCGAGACGCUCGAGAACCAACAUAAAGAAGCAGCUGCGGAGCAGCAGAAACAGAUGGAGGAACUCCGCAAAACCCUCUCGGUUGAGAGUGCCAAGCGUAAAGCUCUCGGUGUCGAGAAUGAGACGCUGAAAAAGAAGGUUCAAGAGCUGCAGGGUCAUUACCAGUCUCUGACCUCCAAAGCCGAUGAUCAAGGUGCAUCCAUCAAGCGGCUGCAAGAGCCAAAGCCAGAUGUUGUGCCACCUCGAGCACCACCAAAACAGAAUGGCAUAACAGCCGAGGAACUGAAGGAAGUCAAGACGCUUCUGGACCAGCACGAAAGCGUAAUAGCCAUGCUAAAGAAUCAAGUUUGCGAGCACGACAACAAGCUCGGUGAGAUGGAUAUCGACCUCAUCAGCGACAGUUGUGGUGCCAUUGCGACAACGCUGCCAAGACUAGAACAAAAUGGCAAGAAGGCUGCCGACGACGUGACUACACUCCAGACCAAACACAGGAUGCUCGGAUUGGAUACAGAGCAGCUCGAAUCCGAGACUGCCCAACUAAGGUCCGGAGCAGAGUGCAUCAGAGCCCAACUGAAGUCGGAAACAGAGUCCGUUAGGAAGGACGCUCUCGAAAUCAAGUCUGACACUGAGCACCUGAAGACAGAAGCCCAGCAGCUCAGAUCCGACACUGACUACGUAAAAAAAAAUGUUGAGAAAUUCGAAUCUGUCAUUGAACAAAUCAAGACAGAGGCUCAGCAACUAAGGACCGAAAUGACGCAGCUCCAGUCGAGCAUAGAGAAACUUGCUUCGGAAAUACCACGUCCACCCAAUGGCGACAAGUUCUUGGCGGUCAGAACCUUCACAACCAUGAACGCCACCGUUUUCAAGACAUUCAGUAAUUGGAUCGAGGACGUAAAGAAGCGAAUCGACAUCGUAGAGCGCCAAAUGCCACCGCUUCGCACGACGGACGCGGUUGCUUGGACUCAAGUAAAGACGCUCGAGAAAGGAUCAGACCAGAAGUCGAGUCGAAGUGCGGAGAACAGCCGGCUGUCGACUCCAUCUAAUGACUUGAAGGUCGACCUUUACGAAGGGAAGUUGAAGGACUACGAUACACGGAUCAAGGUGCUUGAGGCUGUCUCGAGGCAGAGUCCACGUCGUGUGGAACACGAUGCUUCAGAGCCAACCAAGACUGCAGAUGUACCAGCCAAGAGGCGCGCGUCUGAUGAAUCGGCUUCAAUCAAGCUUACGAUUGAAGCAUUGAAGGAGCAGUUGUCGAUGAUCGAUCAAAGCAUCAAGGCAAUUUCCGAGUCAGCCAAGUUAACAAGCGAAAGCCAGGCUGCGGACUCUCAACGAAUCCAGGCACUAGAAAGCCAGGCAUACGAAACCCGGGCGGAUCACCGGCGCUUGGACGGCAUCGAGAAAAGAUUUGCGACUACGGAAGAAAAGGUGCAGGCCUCCGAGGCCAAGAUGGACUUUAUGCAACACAACAUCAUGAAUGUGGACGCGCAAAUCAACAACUUGACAACGGAGAGCCUCUACCAGGCCAUUCUGCACCACAUUGACAGAUACCACCCUACGGAAGCGGCAGUUGGACCCAAGGUGGAUCAAAUGGCUAGGCAGGUAACAACAUAUGAGCAGAGACUGCACUUCUUGGAGAGACAGUUGAAGUUGAACGACGAGCCUGCGAAUAAGAAGCGCAGACUGAGCUCGGUAGCAUUGACAAAUGGCAGGCAUUGA